GGCCCGCCCAUCCGGCGCUGAGGCUGGGAAUCAAGGCUCUUACUGCUCCGUUAGAGGAAGACGACUCUGCUGUCAGAGAAAAAGCGAUCUGCUGCUGCUGCUGCUGUUCCCGCUGCCGUUUUUGAGAGAAGCCUGGAUCAGUUUUUUUUUUUUUUUUGUGGGAUAAUUUAAUCCUCUGCAUCUCCCCACACCUGCUGGCCUGUACAGGGAAACCCUCGCGGAGUCUUGACGGCAGCCUCGCUCUUCUGCUUCCCCAUGCUCCUGGCGACGGAGCGCAGGGCCCGGCGAGCAACCGCAGCCCGUUGCCCGGAGACGCCCGUGUCCUAAAAGGGGAUGGCCCUGAAGAGACGGCUGCUGGUUGCCGUGAGCGUCGCCUGCCUCCUGGUCGUCUACAUGCUGUAUGUGAAGAUGCAGUGGCCUCCUUCCUUAUACCUGCUCGAUAUCAGGAAAGCCCAGGAUGUGGCAUCGAGGCCAAACAGCAUCGCCGAGGAUUCUUCGCCCAGAGACGGCGACCUCAGCCAGCAGGACGGGACCUCCACCCCUCCUAACCCCACGGCAGCCAAAAAGACCGCAGCUUUAAAGACUCAACCAGUCACCAACCCACCAAAACCAGCAGAAAACCAAAUCCUAAAUGCCUCCAGUUCCAAGUCUGAAGGAGAGGACAAAGCCAAGAAAAGCACCAAGGCCCCUCCGGUGAAGCCCACUAAACCACCGGGCCCCACGGAUCCCCCCUACAUCGGAGACUCUUACAUGACUGAGGAGUUCCCUUCACAAACGAACUGCUUAGACGGGAUCCGAAAUCGGAUAAAGGAGUCUGAGUUUGGAAGCCGAUUCCUGGAGCGUAUUCCUGUCCUGCAGUGGGCCCGGCAUGCGACUGAGGAACAGCACCAGCGUCUGAAGCAGUACCCAGGAACACAUGGCUGGGGAGGCGUCGACUACGACACUCUGAAGGAUACUCUGUCUGUGCUGAACUCCUCUGCAAACUGGAGGAUGUUGGAUGACUGGGAAACUCGCAAAAAUAAAUCGGAGUGCAGCCGCUGUGCCGUGGUGGGAAACGGUGGCAUCCUGAACGGCUCGAAAAAAGGGAAGGAGAUCGACGGCCAUCAUUAUGUCUUCAGGACCAACGGAGCUGUCAUUCAAGGCUUCGAGGAGGAUGUGGGGUCUCGGACCACCCACUACACCUUCUCCACCAACACACUGAUGAACUCCAUGAGGAGCUACGGCAGCGCCGGCUACCACGGGCCGCCUGUGUCUCCGGAGACGCGAUACGUCUUCCUGCCCGAUCACGACCGCGAUUACCUGCUGAUGAAGGCCGCGGCCACGCACACGCCUGUGGAGAGGGGACCUGAGCGAGGCAAAGACCCAACAAGAUACUUUGGGAAAGAUGUCUCAGCAGAAAAGCUGAAGAUGUACCACCCAGAUUUCAUUCGUUACCUCAGAAACAGAUUUCUUCGCUCUAACAUCCUGAAAGGCAGGUACAAGGACAUCUACCGUCCAUCGACGGGUGCUGCGAUGCUGUUGGCGGCGCUGCACACCUGCGACCAGGUGAGCGCAUACGGCUUCAUGACGCCAGACUACCAGAAAUACUCGGACCACUACUACGACAAAAGCUAUCACAAGGUGGCCUUCUACGCCAACCAUGACAUGCGUAUGGAGAUGGUUGUGUGGCAGCACCUGCACGAUGCGGGCCUCAUUACACUGUACAUGCGGCAGUAGAUGAGCCGUCGCACAACCUGUAAAGGAGAUCAGCGUGAUGCAAGCUUUCCUUUUGAUGAAGAACUGUAGAUGGUUUCUUCCUAGUUGGCUGGUUUGGCUGUUCCUGGAAAAGAUGAGAUUCCAGGUCUUACCAAAACCCCCUUAAGACCAACAUGAUGGCCUCAGUUAUAACAUAAAUCCACUGGAAAAGCUCCUGAAGUUUGAAGUCUUUGAAAUUUGCUGCUUAAACACUACCGACCUCAGAAUUCAGCGUCCUGCUUUGUGUAUGAAGGAUUGAUCGUCCCAGUAAUAAAGCCGUCUAUUUAUAGGUGAAAGUGCGUCGUUAUAAUUACACAUAAUCUGAUUAACAGUUUUGAAGCCAAUUAUUGAUCUCCAGUUUUUGAAAAGCUUUAACUUUCUGAUACAUGUCAGCGUGUUCUGACUCCUCAUCACAGCCUUAGCCUUCCUGCCAUGAACGUUUAAUAGUUAUUUCUAUCACAGUCAAAGGCAACGUCACAUUGUGUGAGUGGUUAUACCAUUUUUGUUUUAAAAAAAGAAAAUGAUUUUGUGUUUACAGUUUGAAUUGUCUUCAGAAUCCCGUAUUAAUGCAGUUGGCAUUACUAAAACCAGCUGCUGUACUUUGUUCAGCCUUACUAUUACCCACCUGAAGUUUUGCUCUCUCUCAUGAAUCCUCAAAUCUUUCCAAGUGGUUGAAAAUGAUCAUUUAAGUGAUUUUUCACAUCUGUGAUUACACUUAGUACAUUUUAGAUACCUCGCUUACACUGAAAAUGACCAACCUUCAGUCAUCUUUACUCAUUUUAAAGCAUCAACAUCCUGUGUUGUUGUUCGGGAACCUGGUAGCGCUAUGGAAAGUCCGCCGAUCGUGAUUUGUGUUUUGUUUUUGUUUGUUUUUUUUUUGUUGUUUUUUUUGGGUGGGGGGUUGGAUCUCUAAUUAUGAUGUUUCUGAGCAUAAAAACAACCUUAGACGUUGUCGCCUUGCAAUGCUAACAAUAGCCUGGCUAGCGUCUAAAUUAUAAUUUAUUCAUAGCUAACCGUAGCAUACUGAACAUCAGUAGUUCUGUUGUGUCAUUCUGAAGGCUAAAUCUUAACUUCUGAGCUGUGACCGCUAGCAUGCUAACUUUAGCACAGUGGUCUCAAACUCAAGUCCUUGAGGGCCGCGUCCUACACACCUGAAUCAAAUAGCCAAAACUACCUCACUAGCACGCAGUGGAGCGCUGCCAGUGAGUUAAAAAUUGACUCGGGUGUGUUGAAGCAGCGAUGCAUCUUAAAGUCUGGAGACUGGAGUUUGAGACCACUGCGCUAGCAGGUGGCUCAGAUUGCUCUGUUUUAUCACAAAUGAACAGCAUUAAACUCCUCAUUUCAGCGUCAUUGUUGUUCGCAGAGUAUUGGCAGGACUUGAAAAUGUUCUGUGUGUGAUUAUAAAAGUGGUGAAGAUAGACGGCUGAAUAAAACAAAUUUGUUUUAAGUAUGUUCGAAAACCUACAGUCGGAUUAAAAAACUUUUUUGACGACCCAUCUACCUAUGAAGGAAAUGUUCCUUUGAUGUUUGGAGAAAACGAUUCAGUCUUCUGUGAUAUGUAGGUGAAUCAGUGGUAUAAAAUAUGAGUAUGCUUUAUUUAAGCAGUGAUUUCUAAGGAUCAGAGACUAAAAUCUAUAGACGGGUAAUCUUUUCCAGGUCAAAAAGAUUUUAUCUCCAAAACCCAGUAGACGAUGUUGACCUUUUCCCUCUUCUUGAAGAGCGAUUAACAAUAAUCUCUACAAUAAAAAGCUGUGUGCAUGAAGAGUCUCUAAGGAAACCUGCGUUUGGUUUCCACAACACCAAAGAUCAGCUUCUUGAAAAAGCGAGGACUUAAAUGUAAAAAGUGUGGCAGUUCCUGAAGUGAUGGCAGGAAAGUUUGCACCAGAUGCAAUUCUUCAAAGCAAGAUUGUUUAGCUGUUACCUGAAAGGUUUAACUUAAGGUAUUCAAAAAGGACUGAUGUAAAGGUUUUUCACUUAAUGGAACACCAGGGACCGUAAAGUUGCCCUGUCACCAAAGAUCUGCCACGUUGUUCAACCUUUCAAACCUCAAAUCACAGAAAAUAUGUCGCCUUGAGGACUUUAGGGUGUGUCGCAAAAUACCUGCAAUAAAGUUUUAUGGGAGGCUGUGCUGAUAAGAUCAGACUACGUUUUACUGUGGAAUGCCACGAACUGCGACUUUAUAACUUUAAUUUACUGUGUAAUAAUGUUUAUAUAUUUAUAUUUGAAUUGUGAUGUCAAAGAAGUUGCCACAGUGUGAUUUUUAAACACAGUGGCUCUCUGUGCCUUGAAUGUGAAUGAGCAUUUUUUUUUUUUCUUAUGAGGCGAUCUUUGAGUGUUUUCUACAGAAACGGGAAAAUCAGCGAGCUGUUGGUGUCGGGCUUAUUUUUUUAAGACAUUAAAGCAUUCACAUUAUGGGACCUGGUUGUUCACAUUUAUACUCCUGACAAGAGUCACACGCCAGCCUGUUUACUUUGUCAUUCAGGAUGACUCAACACAGACUAAUUUUUCCUACAUUUGUGAAACACUGGUUUUCGAAUGGAGGAAAAAUUAAAGAACUAAAAGACAGAUCAGGGAGAUUCGUCUGUAUUUAGGUUUUAUUCAAAUAAAAUGGUUUACUUUUUGAAGCCUUUUUUUUUUUGGCUUUCUUUCUACAGACUAUGUAGCUGUGUGAAGCGACUUUUUCAGUGCAAUUUUGGGCUUUAUUUUGAAACUCCAUAAAAGGACUGUUUUUUUAUUUUUUUUAACUUUUGGACUAAAUGACUGUUUUACUGUAACCUUUUGUACAUUUUAUACCUAUUCCAUAGGUUUGUGGUGUUUUUUUUCUCAAAGAAAAUGUGUGGAAACCUUCCUGCAAUAUAUUUAAGUUUAAUAAAAAGUAAAAGCAAGUUGAGUCA
This is a messenger RNA of Fundulus heteroclitus (mummichog), 4628 nucleotides long. It is a transcript of the gene st6galnac, whose product is annotated as ST6 (alpha-N-acetyl-neuraminyl-2,3-beta-galactosyl-1,3)-N-acetylgalactosaminide alpha-2,6-sialyltransferase. Bases 334 to 1716 code for a protein of 460 amino acids. NCBI's taxonomy places the organism in Eukaryota, Metazoa, Chordata, Actinopteri, Cyprinodontiformes, Fundulidae. The record is from RefSeq and is a predicted model, not a curated record. The transcript has 10 exons. Gene Ontology annotation, molecular function: sialyltransferase activity.